Messenger RNA from Trichosurus vulpecula (common brushtail), 747 nucleotides. It is a transcript of the gene SPATA9, whose product is annotated as spermatogenesis associated 9. Lineage: Eukaryota; Metazoa; Chordata; Mammalia; Diprotodontia; Phalangeridae. The record is from RefSeq and is a predicted model, not a curated record. The transcript has 5 exons. The coding region runs from base 1 to 747 and encodes 248 amino acids.
AUGCCAAUCAAACCCGUUGGUUGGAUAUGCGGCCAAGUAGUGAAGAACUUUUCUGGAAGAAUUGAGGGACUUCAGAAAGCAGUCAUGGACCUUAUAGACGAAUUUAAGGAUGAAUUCCCCACCAUAUUAAGAUUAUCACAGUCAAACCAGAAAACAGAUGUGGUCCCGAGAACAUCCAAACCAAGAAUGGCUGUUACCCUAGCUAAGAUACAUGCAGGAGCAGUCCUCCAAGGAUUACAUAAGAUAUCCAGAUCAUCAAAAUCGGUUGCCAAACUUUUGCAGCCUCAACUUGCCCAUAGGCUUUUAGAACUAAAGAACAUAUCACAUCGUCUGCUGAGGGAUGUAAACACCCCAAAGCAACCUCUGUAUAAAGUUCAGGUCAGAAAGGGUUCUUUGUUAGAUAUAAUCUCCUUUCCAGCAAAAACGGCCUUUGUAAGCAUACUGUAUGCAUCUUAUGCAGCACUAAUUUACUUGACAGUCUGUAUUAAUGCAUUGCUGGAGAAGGCGAAGAAUAUUUUUCAAGAAGAAGAGUCCAUAAGGCAAAACAAAAGUGAUAAUUUUGAAGUUAGAAAAGCUUUUUCUGAGCCUGUGUUUUCUGAAUGUGAAAUCAUAGCUAAGCCUUAUAGAUCUCUGCAGAACCCAAACACUGCUCGCCUUUCUGACAUUAAGCUUCCUGAUAUUAAGUUGAGUAACAAGAUUCAAGUAUUACAUUCUGUAUUUGACCAAUCAUCUGAAAUGAAUGAAUAA